Molecule: messenger RNA, 5996 nt
Organism: Tachysurus fulvidraco (yellow catfish)
Lineage: Eukaryota; Metazoa; Chordata; Actinopteri; Siluriformes; Bagridae
Gene: kcnn1b
Product: potassium intermediate/small conductance calcium-activated channel, subfamily N, member 1b
Exons: 11
Coding region: 669-3404 (911 amino acids)
Biological process (GO): potassium ion transmembrane transport
Cellular component (GO): plasma membrane; neuron projection; neuronal cell body
Molecular function (GO): small conductance calcium-activated potassium channel activity; calmodulin binding
Source: RefSeq, a predicted model, not a curated record
GUCUGUCUGUCUGUCUGUCUGUCUGUCUGUCUAUCUGUCUGUCUAUCUGUCUGUACUGUAACUUGUUUUUGGCUCCUGUGUUGUAGGAAUUCUCUCUCUGGUUUUCUUUCUCUCUCUGUAUGUGUGUGUGUGUGUGUGUGUGUGUGUGUGUGUGUGUGUGUGUGUGUUUGUGUCUUUGUCGCUCGGUCCAUUUGCAUGCCAGCUCUUAACAAGCCUGGCUGCUCUUUCUUCACUCUGCAUCCUAAUUACGCGUCUCAAAGAGACUAUGGACGGCUUCUACUUCUGACGACGGCUUCAGGAAGUGUGUUUGUGUGUACGAGUGUUAUUGUGUGUGUGUGUGUGUGUGUGUGUGUGUGUGUGUGUUGAAGAGGCUGAAACCAGUGCUGAAGUUUGUAGGUGUGCGAGCGGAGCGUCCACUCUCCGCUGUUGGAGGAAGCUGAACUUCACCCAAACCGGACCAGGAAAUGGACACAAAAACACUUCAUCAUUGAAAAAGUGGAAUCUUUUCACCACUGAACCUAAUUUACUGCCAAAGAAACACAACUCCGCUGGCAGCACAAUGCCUUUGGUGAUGUUCUGCUUUUGCGUUUGCGCUCGUGCCCGUGAACUGGUCCGCUUUAUUUGAAGGCGCGCGUAGCAUCACGGGAGGAGGGAGGAGGGCUUUUGCGAUGAGGUUGGUUCUGGUCCAACCCACCAAUGAGACGAGUUGCGUGGACUCGACGGUGGGGGCCUCCGCCGUCGCCGCACGCAGCACCGAGAGCGCGCCGAAGCGGGUCGGUCCGCAGCCCGCCGCACGCGACCAGCAGGAGGAGGAGGAGGAGGAGGAGGAGGCGGUGAUGCGGCAUCGAGACUCGCGCGCUGUCCGACAGCAGCAACAGCAGCGACCGCACGCAGCAUCGCCAUCCUCAGCAGCAACGCCGUUUUACACUCUGCCGCCUCCACCGCCACCGCCGCCGUCUCACAGUGCGCGCGGACACCGGAAACCGCCCAGCGCGACUGGACAACUGCAACGGGGCGGCGCACGAGAACCGUCAUCAUCCUCAUCACCAUCAUCACAAAGUCAAGGCGCCGAGUCGAGUAUCGCGAACAGCCAGCGGCGCAACUGCACCUUCACAAAACCGUCGGCACGAGCUCUCGGUUCCGUUUCCCCGGACUCUGUCGGUGACCCCGCCUGGUGCGGCUUGCGAUUGGCGGAGGAUCAGUCUCGAGGGAACCAGUGGAACAAACCUGCGCAUCGUCUCUCGUGCAGCUGCGGAAAAGAAGGCGGGUCGUUGCCGGAAGAGCAGCAACAACUGCAGCAGCCACAACAAACGCUACAGCAGAUCAGCAGCAAUCCGUUCACCGCUCUGCUGCAAAACCAGCCGCCGCUGCCUUCAUCAUCAUCACCGCUAUCUUCAUCAUCAUCAACGCAACAGCAUCAGCAACAGCAUCAGCAGUCGCGCGUUCCCGCGGGCCAGCCGCCCGAAUCCACCGCCGCUCGCGCGCUCCAGGACCCGCAGGCGUCUCGGUUGCAGGUGCAGCAGCAGCGGCUCGUGAGGAGCAGCCUGCCCGAGAGCUGCGCGAGAGCACCGCCGCACGAGCUGUGUGCGCAACGGCCCUGUGGCAUCCAGCAGCAACAACCACAGCAACAGGGCGCGCGAGCGGAAUGGCACCGUGACGGAGACACGAACCCGAGCGCGGAGCACGAGCCUCAGAGAAACCAAGGGCAUCAGGUGAGUGCGGAUGGCAGCAGGCUGAGCCAUGCUUGGUCGUGCUCUUCGCUGUCGCCCAGCGGCCCCGCGCUCCCUCAGAUAGCCAUGAACAGCUGUAAGUACAAUGGCGGCGUGGUGAGACCGUUGGGCAGCAGGAACCUGGCCGAUCUGGACUCUGAGACGCAGCCGCUGCAGACACUCCAUACUUCCGGCCUCGAGGUCGUGGUGUCAAAGGGCAACGGCGACGAGACGGGCAAGCCGCUGCACGAGGAUGCCAGCAACGCCCCGCACAAAAGGAACAAGGACAUCGGCUACAAGCUCGGCCACCGGAGGGCGCUGUUUGAAAAGCGCAAGCGCCUUAGCGACUACGCCCUCAUCUUUGGCAUGUUUGGCAUUGUAGUCAUGGUGACAGAGACGGAGCUCUCGUGGGGGGUUUACACAAAGGAAUCCUCAUAUUCAUUUGCACUGAAAUGCCUUAUCAGCCUUUCCACUCUGAUCCUCCUUGGUCUGAUUAUUAUGUAUCAUGCACGAGAAAUUCAACUUUUCAUGGUGGACAACGGAGCAGACGACUGGCGGAUAGCUAUGACUUACGAGCGCAUUCUGUUCAUUGUGCUGGAGCUUCUGGUGUGUGCCAUCCACCCAAUCCCAGGACAGUACGUUUUCACCUGGACGGCACGGUUGGCCUUCACAUACACGCCGUCCGUGGCCGACGCAGACGUGGACAUCAUCCUGUCCAUCCCCAUGUUCUUGCGCCUCUAUUUAAUUGGCCGUGUCAUGCUGCUGCACAGCAAACUGUUCACAGACGCUUCGUCACGCAGCAUAGGCGCACUCAACAAGAUCAACUUCAACACACGCUUCGUCAUGAAGACCCUCAUGACCAUCUGCCCCGGCACCGUGUUGCUCGUCUUCAGCAUCUCCUCGUGGAUUAUUGCAGCGUGGACGGUGCGCGUGUGUGAAAGAUAUCACGAUAAACAGGAAGUGACGAGUAACUUCCUGGGUGCAAUGUGGUUGAUCUCCAUCACCUUCCUGUCCAUUGGUUAUGGAGACAUGGUGCCACACACCUACUGCGGGAAAGGAGUGUGUCUGCUGACGGGAAUCAUGGGGGCGGGCUGCACUGCGCUGGUGGUCGCCGUGGUGGCCAGAAAGCUCGAGCUGACCAAGGCGGAGAAACAUGUUCAUAACUUUAUGAUGGACACUCAACUUUGCAAAAGAGUGAAGAACACGGCUGCUAACGUACUCAGGGAAACGUGGCUCAUCUACAAACACACCAAGCUAGUGAAGAAGAUCGACCACGCCAAGGUCAGGAAACACCAGCGCAAGUUCCUGCAGGCGAUCCACCAAGCUCAGAAACUGCGCAGCGUGAAGAUGGAACAGAGGAAGCUGAAUGAUCAGGCCAACACACUUGUCGACUUAGCCAAGACGCAGAAUGUGAUGUAUGACCUAGUGUCAGAGCUGCAGGAGCGCAGUGAAGAGCUGGAUAAGCGGAUCGGUCAUUUAGAGGAGAAGCUGGACUCCAUCGCUCUGAGUGUCCAGUCUCUCCCCGAGCUGCUGAACAGAGCCAUAACGCAACAGCAGCGCCACCUGCUGGACGGCCUCAUUCAUCACUCCACACACUCCACACACUCCUCACACUCCUCACACACCAGCUCGGCAUCGGUACGCCGCCGGAGGUCACCGUCCACCGCUCCACACACGUCCUCUGACAGUGGCUAACACACACUUACAAACACAAAAACACACACAUAUACACACACAUUAUAGACACACCUGUGCUUCUCUGAUUAACAUGGCUCGAGAAAAAAAGACUUUAAUGACUUUAACACACUGACACGAAAAAAGAAGAAAAGAAAUAAAAAAUAACGUAAUGAGUUAACAGUUCAUGGUAGACAUAUGGUUUACGUUUAGCCAUUGUAUGGCUGUUUAAAGUUAGCUUUUUUGUAAAAGCCCUUGUAUAGUUUACGGACUGAAUCCAGGGUGUGGGGGGGAAGGGUCACACACACACUUGCACACUAAUACACACUGCUGGCUGAGAAAAUGUCAUCUUUUCUCAUGAGGAAGGACAUCAGCGGAGGACAAAGGAUGGAGAGAUGUGGGACUGAGCGAUGGUCGCACACACACACACACACACACACACACACACACACGGGCCUUUGGGAGCUCUGAACAUGAGCAAAGGAAAAAAAACACCAAAUGAUCAAAAACACACCAAAUUAUUAGAAAUGUCACAACUUUAACACACCAGAACACUAAUUACUGUUUGUCUGAAAUUAAUUCUUUGUCCAAAUUGAACCGAAACAAACAGAAAAGAAUCACGUGGAGGAUUUAUUAUUUUCUUUUGUUGUUGUUGUUUUUUUUUAUCUUUUUUUUUUAUACAAAGCAUGCUGGGUAAAAGUGUCAGGUUGGAGAAACGGAUCACUGUGUCCAUACGUACGCUUUAUUAACUUUUUAUUUACAUCAGUCUUUAUUUCAGUGCUCUGUCUCGGGAGAUUGUACUAAAACAUUCCUCUUUUCCCUUUUUGUUUCCAAGUGCCCAAAAACAGUUUUUACGGUAAAACCUCUUUAAGGUUUGUGCUGAUAAGUUUUUAUACCACAACAGUUUACUAUAUUAUCACCAUAUUAUUGAGCUGAGAAAAAGUGAUGACGAUGAUGAUGACGAUGGUGGUGGUGAUGACGAUGAUGAUGAUGAUGAUUAUAAUGGUGAUGAUGAUGAUGAUGGUUGUGAUGAUUAUGUUUUUAACCUUCAGUAUGAUGUGCUGAUGGUGGUGGAAUAUUAGCAUCUGGACUUAAACAGUAAUAAAGUAAUAUUAUAAAACUAUCAAUAAUUAGCUAGCAAACCAACUAUAAAAUACAUUUGAUUUUAUUUAAGAAAAUAAGAAUAUUAUUUCGGUCCAGUCAGCUGCGUCCCUGAGUGUAACGCUAACCAGCUAUCCUGAUUUUUAUAGAACGGAGGCUAACAAGAUUAUCUCAGUCAUGUAUACGGCUAGUUCUGUUUAGCUCAGCGUAACGCUAACCUGCUAGUUCUAUGUCAAAUACAAUAAACUUAGAAAUUAGCAAGUUUAACACAUUUUGGCUAAAUAAACAGAAGGUCGUUGUCAUGGUAACGUUAAACUUUACUCCAAUAAUGUGACAUAGUGAAGUAAGUCAGAAGAAACAUCAUGAUGUCGAACCCUCUGAGAAGGCGAUGAGGGUGGAGAUGUAGAGGAACUCCUUCCUCAGAGUCUUCCUCGGAGUCUUCCUCAGUCUUCCUUACCAUUACAUUUAUCGGUUUAAAAUGAAACUUCACUUGCGAGUUAUUUGUGUUCAGCCGCAUUCGUCAUGUUUUUGUUGUUGCGAUGCGAACUAACUUUAAUAUCGAUCUAAUUUACAAACUAGCAAGCAUAUGGUCCAAAUUAUUAUUUUUUUAUUAAAACUAUAAUCUAAAAAAUAUUAAAUAAAUAAAGAUUUUUUUUAUUAUUACAAUUUUAGAGAUUUUUAAGAUUACAGUUAAAGUGUCUGUCGGUGUUUCUGAGGGAUUUGUGUGUGCAGAAGAACACCAUCACCAUCAGCUCACUGGUGAAGGGAAUUAUGGGAUUUCAUUCUUACAUUCUUUGUUUUUUCCUCUUUUUUUGAGAUAGUAGUUUGUAAGUAUUGUGAUGUUAUUGUUUAUCUGAUUAUCAGCACGUUCCUGAAGUCUGCUCAACCUCGGUGACUGCAUGUUUAUGAUGAUGAUGAUGAUGAUUAUGAGGAUGAAGGGUGUUUGGAUGUGUGUGCUGUAAAACAGAGACAUUUUCCUCAGAGCUUCCAAGGGUCCUGUUGUCUCAGUGCUGUGACGUUGCAAUGCAAACGAGGACAGAUGCUAACCUACAGGGUGGCUUUAGGUUCAUUUCUUCCUUUCUCUUCCUUGAUUUUUAAUUUUUUUUUUAAAAAAAGAUUCCUUUUUUAUGAUUUCUCUAGGAUUUUUAUAGCGUGUAGAAGAGAAUAACUAAUAAUUCCUACAGAGUGGCAGCAUAGAUGAAUUCAUGCAUUCCUUAGAUCAAAGACCAAAAACCACCAAGAAUUAAAAAAAGAUGAAGAAGAGUCUAAUUUGUCAUUUGGGGUUUCAUCAUAGAUGACAUGAAAUUAAAAGUGAUUAGGUUCCCAGCUCUGUAUCUGAGACUAAAAUAUCUAAGACAUGGUUGUUUUUUACGGGUUUCAAAAAGAAAAAAAAUGAAAAAAGAAGAAUCAAACUGCCUUUACUGUGUGUCUUCGGCCGUGUUGACCAACCUGUAGCAGAUGAACAUGAUGCUGGGCUCCAAUAUAAAGAAAUAAAUCCACUACACUCCAGAA